Molecule: messenger RNA, 1096 nt
Organism: Alternaria alternata
Lineage: Eukaryota; Fungi; Ascomycota; Dothideomycetes; Pleosporales; Pleosporaceae
Exons: 1
Coding region: 107-892 (261 amino acids)
Source: RefSeq, a predicted model, not a curated record
AUUAUUAUGGAUGCACGCUUACGCAUAAAAAUCUACAAAGUCAGCUCACCUUUGCGACCAUCUUAAACGUAGUUCCUGUAAAGAAGACCUCAGUUCAUCACCAACAAUGGGCAAUCAACCCUCCACCCCCAAGCCAGGGACCGAUUUCAAAGUCAUCGGCGCUGGCCUCUCCCGCACGGGCACUGCCUCAUUCAGCGAAGCGUUGCGCAUCCUGCUAAACGGGCCUGUCUAUCAUGGUGGUACACAGGCCACUCUGGGACCCGAAAUCGAGAUCAAAUCCCUGAUCAAACUCCUCUCGCACUUUCCACCAAAGUCGCCCUCGGACAAAACGACCAUUCACGAUUUGCUGAAGCAGCGCUUAAACGGCUAUGCCGCAGUCACCGAUGCACCAUUUAGCGGGCUGGUCGAAGAGUUGCUCGAGGCGUACCCCAAUGCGAUGGUAAUCUGCACAAUUCGAGAUCCAGACGCGUGGAUAAAGAGCAUGGAAGUGGUGCAGAACGCAUCUACGAUGUGGUUCCUACGCUUUGUACUCUUCCCUGUCCCAGGCAUGCGUUACUUCGUCGACUUCAUUGAUGGCCUGAGAGACCAAUGGAUCUACCUGUAUGGUCGUGGGGAACCAGUCACAGCCGAAACCUACGAAAAGCACAUUGCUUACUUGAAAAGAGUCGUGCCGGAGGAUAGGCUAGUCUUCUUCAAUGUUAAGGACGGUUGGGAGCCUCUCUGUAAGGUACUUGGCAAAGAGGUUCCGCAGGAUAUCCCGUUCCCAAGAAUCAACGACGGGGAAGCCAUCGAUAGGCUGGCGAAGAGAAUGGUGACCAAGGGCUUGCUGCGAUGGCUAGCCAUCUUUGGUGUGGUGGGAGCGGCUGCUGUUCCUCUGUUUUUGAAGCGUUAGAGAGUGUCUCUUUCUACACCGACAGAGAAUCUCUCGCGUUCUCUCUAUCGUGUGGAUCAUGUUUUCUUCUGCUCCAGAUGACUCGUACCAGUUGUCUGCGAUAUGAAUACAUCCUUUUCCGCCUUUUCUUUCACAUACGACCAUAGGACACUGAAAAUUAGGCUUCCCGUCCGCUCAGCCAUAUACAAGCAGUGUACCGGCGGA